Molecule: messenger RNA, 1563 nt
Organism: Dendrobium catenatum
Lineage: Eukaryota; Viridiplantae; Streptophyta; Magnoliopsida; Asparagales; Orchidaceae
Product: AUGMIN subunit 7
Exons: 9
Coding region: 315-1319 (334 amino acids)
Biological process (GO): spindle assembly; centrosome cycle
Cellular component (GO): HAUS complex
Molecular function (GO): microtubule minus-end binding
Source: RefSeq, a predicted model, not a curated record
AUAAUUUGCACCAGCCAACACCCCUAGUUACUCACUCAUUGUCUUUCCCACUUUACCUAAUUUUGAGACAUGAUCCACACUCUCUUCUUAAAAUAAUUUUAAAAAUUUUUGUACUAAAAGAAAUUGAUUUAAGAAACAUAAAACAAUCCAAACGAGAUCGGCUUGAUACCUGGACGGAUCGAACUCGGUAAAUCGCAUUUCAACUGCUGCUUCAAAUUCUCAAGUCUGACCGGGUUCUCGCCGGCCGACUGCACAUCGAGUUCUGCAAAUCCGCAUUGCAACGAUCUGGAAGAGGCGGAGCGGCACAGCUUUGUAUGCUCGACCUCUCCGCCAUGGCUUCGAAACAGAUGGAGGAGAUUCAGAGGAAACUAUCCCUCCUCAGUUACCCUCGAGCCAAUGCCCCUUCGCAGGCCCUCCUUUACGCGGGCGUCGAAAGAUAUGCUCUCCUCGAAUGGCUUUUUUUCAGGCUUUUGGGGGAUAGAUCGCCCUUCACGCAACAGAACUGGCAAGGGGACAGUAUGGACCGUGAUGAGGAAACUGCUCGUAUACAGUAUUUGGCUGAGAUAGCUCACUUCUUGGGAAUUACACCUACAAUUGAUACAGAAGCUAUCCAGGGAAGAGGAAGCUAUGAAGACCGUGCUGAAUUGCUACAUCUCGUUGUAGACCUUGUGGAAGCAAGUUGCUAUGCUGACAAUCCAGAGUGGAGUGUUGAUGAACAGCUGGCAAAGGAUGUCCAACUACUAGAUUCAAUUGCGGAGAAGCAAGCUCAAAUUUUCUCGGAAGAAUUCAAGCUCUUCCCUGCUGAUGUGCAGAUUCAAUCAAUUUAUCCACUGCCAGACAUAACUGAAUUGGAGUCAAAGCUUUCUGAGCAUUCAAAGAAGUUGUCAAGUCUACAGCAGAUGGUCCAGGAGUUGGCAUCAAAGUAUGAUUAUAAUCCUAACGAGGAGUAUGCAGAAACCGAGUUAAAGCUGCGAACUCAUUUAGAAUCCUUUCUGGAAACUGUUAGAUCGUUCAAUUUAAUUUAUACAAAGGAAAUUCGGCCUUGGACGAAUAUGAUGGAGGUACCUCAAUUGCAUGGAUUUGGUCCUGCAGCUAAUCGUUUGUUGGAGGCAUACAACACUCUUCUAAAGUUCUUGGGAAACUUGAGGAGCCUCCGUGACGCUCAUGCAGCCAUGUCUGGUGGCCCCGACUCAAUGUCCAAUGAGCCUUCCUCUGUAACUAAGCUUAUUUUGGAUUGUGAAUCUGCCCUCACAUUUCUCAAUCGCAAUCUUGCCAUUCUGUCCACUUCUGUUGCUCGAGAACAAGGUGAGAACCUCUAACUUCACGACAUAUAAACCCAUCAUUCCUCCAUAUAUAACCUGCUUAUGUACUAAUCUAUAUUAUGGAAUUGGAAAGUGUUGUAAUUCUUCAAUGCAGCUCUCGUUUCUUCUGAUUUCCUUUCCUAAUAUUUUACGGGUGAGUGUGUCAAUAUGUUUAAAUUAGGUGAUACCAUAGAUUAAAAGAAAACAUUUGUGAAUUAUUUACUUAGUGAGAUUCCUCAUUCUCAUUUUUUUAUAUUUUAAA